Messenger RNA from Salvia miltiorrhiza (redroot sage), 943 nucleotides. RefSeq names its product cadmium-induced protein AS8-like. Lineage: Eukaryota; Viridiplantae; Streptophyta; Magnoliopsida; Lamiales; Lamiaceae. The record is from RefSeq and is a predicted model, not a curated record. Bases 160 to 528 code for a protein of 122 amino acids. The transcript has 4 exons.
UACCAUUCUCGGACCAAUUUCAGCCUCAAAUUCGAAGUGCGCGGUGAAUGGAAAUUUUAUCCGUUAUUUGCCGAUGCUCUUCAAGGCUCAAGCUAGAGUUGAAUCUUGCUCUCAGCUCAAUCGCACGAAUACCGGAAUUGCGCGCAAUUCCAGGUAGAAAUGAUUAUAAAGGGUCUAUUUAGGAGACAUGAGAGGUGGAAUCCAGUGCAUCCAACAAUCGGAGCCUUUUGGGGCAUUGGAAUAGGCAUAGGUUGCGGUGUAGGAUGGGGUCCCGGCUUUGGCCAUGAGGUUGUUGGCUACGUUGGAGCCGGCUGUGGUGCUGGAUUUAAUGUCGGGAUCACUUUUCUUGGUGUUGGCAUUGGCCUUCCUGCUAAUUACCUAUUUAGGGCCCCUCCUAGUGGUUCCAAAAUUGACAGUUUGAAGAACAUUAGGGAUUUACCUGAUGUCAGAAGCAUGUUGGCUUCCCAUACUAAGCAUGUGACUGAUUGUUUACAUAGAGUCAGUGGAGGCUUAUUUCCCUCUGAAUAGAGGUCCAUAGAGUCGGCCAGAGGAUCCAUAAAGGGAACUACUCGUUUCAGUAUGCUCCUACAACUGCUCCACGAAUAGACUCUAUUUGCGUAUAACAAUCUUCAGACGAAAUUCUUCUAUCCUGACGAUAGAAGAGGCUUUCCUCCAUUUAUUUGCUAUAACGAUGAGAAAAGAAUACAUCCAAAUUUUUGAGUUCACAUUGAAACAUUGUGAUUUUUGUAGUUAUAGUUAGGCCUGAUGCUCGAGCCGCUUGUAUAUGUGUUUUUGUAAAUAUUGAUCUUUCUUGUGGAGUUAUCAUAUCAUAUGCCUAUUCUGCUGUGUAACUACAUAUAGGGCGUUUGGUUUGGUGGAUGAGACAAAUAAGAUUGAUAUGAUCGAAGGAUGAUUUUAUCCAUUAGGGGCCUAAUCAGCCUAA